Messenger RNA from Ilex paraguariensis (yerba mate), 2670 nucleotides. The record is from the annotation of a GenBank genome assembly. NCBI's taxonomy places the organism in Eukaryota, Viridiplantae, Streptophyta, Magnoliopsida, Aquifoliales, Aquifoliaceae.
AUGGAAACUUCUCUACAUUUUCCAUCUGCAUCAGCGUCAAAUUCGCUUUCUUUUGUGGAUCCUUUAGGUGGUAAUACUAUCAUUCCUAUGCUUCCUAACCCUCAUCUUCAUCAUAACCAGUCAACUGUUCAACUCCCGUCACCAUCAACUCUUCCCUCGACCGUGGGCUCUUCUGCGAACAUUCAAAUCCCUGUUGAGGAUAUGGAGAAUUGGAAUCAGAAUCAUGAGGUGCAGAGGGUUGAUGCUUUGUCUUCUACUUCUAUUCCUGUUCUGGAUGCCUCUGGCGGGGACAUGUUGCUGAAUGAGUUAGAAGUUGAUAGAGAAAAGAAGAAUGAUAAUUAUGUUGAUGUAGAGGCCGAGAAUAGCGUGCUUGUUGGAAUGGUAUUGGGGAAGGUCAAGGUUCCUUGGAAAUAUAAACAGUUUAUUGAUGAUAUUUGUGGAAUUUUGCAUAGAUUUAAUAUCAAGGUUAGUCACAUUUUCAGGGAAGCUAACGGUCUUGCAGAUUUUCUGGCUUCUUAUGCUGUCAACGAAGCCUGCUGUUUUGAAUUUUUGGGUACUGAUUCGCUGCCUAUAGCUGGAAAGAUGAGGUUGCAUCACGAUCAACUUUCUUUGUCUACAUUGAGACGAAAAAUGAUCUUGGUUGAUAGCACUUGCAGGCAGCUUGAUACUGUUGACGUGCGCUUGAAUGGGAGACAGGAGCAGUUCCCUCUGUUGGUUGGGCUGGUUCUGGGGUCCUUUUGCUUUGGGCUGGUUCAUGUUGCUGGGGGUCUCCUGCGCCCUGCUGGUUUUGGGCUGUUCACGUGCACUGUUCAUGUGCACAGCUUGUUUAAUGCAGCUGCUGGCCCUCACUCUUCGGUUAUCUUCUAUCUUCAGCUGGGUUUUGAUGGCCUUUUACCUGGUUUUUCAGCUGGUCUCCGUCAGCUGUCUUUUCUUAUGGUGUCUGCUGGUUCUUGGUCUGCCGCCUGGCCUUCAUUGCAGGCUGCCACAGUAGCUGGGGACUGUUCACGCGACUGUUCACGUGACCUGCCUGGCUCCUGCUACAGCUGUUUUUCUGCGGUGAUCAUGCUGCCUUCCCAGCUGGUUUCAGCUUCUCAUGGAUUUGCGUCUGUCAGCUGGUUAUGGAUCUCUUUCAGCUGCUGCUCUCCUCGUUUUCAGCUGACGCAGUUAUGUUUUGGUUCCUUCGGCUGCUUUCAUACGGUUGCUCAUGGUGUUCAGCUGGACUCUCAGCUGGAUUUCCAGCGGCUCUUAUGCAGCUAUUUAGCUGGUUCAGCUGCAGCUGGUCUCCUCACCUUCUCUCUGCUGGGGCUCUAUGGAUUGUCUCUUCUGGUUUCAGCUGGUUUUAAUGGUUCUCCAGCUGGAAUUUCAGCUGUUUCUCAUCCUUUUUAUGGCCUUUGCGCCUUUGCUUGUCCUGAUGCUGCUUGGAUUAAAGCCAACUUUGGCCUUUCUCUUUUUGUUCAAGCUAUACUUUUGCUUCUUGCCCUAUGUACAGCUGUUUCUUUUCUGGCCACUGUGCCUUUGGGAGAACUGUUCUUUUUCCACGUAAUUCUAAUUCGAAAGGGUAUCACAACCUAUGAGUACGUUGUCGCAAUGAGGACCCAAAGUGAAGCUCCUGGGCCCUCUGUGGACGGAGGAGAUCUGCAGAGUUUGCCAUCCUCACCAACAAGUUCUGCCAUGAGCGGAAGAAGCUCUCUUGGAAUGAGCUUGCAAUAUAAAGGUGCUUGGUGUACUCCUCCUAGAAUCUUUAUGGACCACCAGGAUGAAAUUAUCCCUCAUCUAGAGCGAGAUCGCUUACCAUCCACUGUUGAUCCAGAUUCAUUGCCUCCUCCUGAUAAGGGGAAAAGGUUAGCCCAGCGUCCAGUCCGGAUAAGUGCAUGGAAGCUUGCCAAAUUGGACUCUAAUGAGUCAAUCAAGGCAGGGGCCAAGGCUAGAGCUUCAUCAUCUGUUUUACGUCCAGUAAGUUCCAGACAUCAUCCGUAUGACUCCGAUCAUUUAUCCAAUAGCAAUGUGAGUGGCAGAAGCAGUCCAACCAGUACCAAUCAUGGAUUUCAUGAAAGAAAUACUAGAGCAGGAACAUCAAGGUUAUCUUCUUCGAAGAGUUCAUAUCCUCCCAGUCGUGCUAGCAGGGAAGAUAAUGAAAUGUGUGGCCACAACAUUAGUAACCUAAACAGCCCUCAUCCCCCUAACCUCACACCUUCUCCAUUAGAGCAGCUGGCUUCAAACAGAGAUCAUUUCAAUCCGAUGUACAUGUCAUCAGUAGAUCGAUCUCCUUUGUCAGCAAAGGACGCAAAUGAAACUGCAGUUAGUGAUGUAGAAAGGGUACCAAUGAGUAGAAACUUGGGUGCUGCAGAAAAUUCAAGGUCGUCGUCAGUAUUUUGGGAUCAAGAAGCUGGGCGCUUUGUCUCUGCAGCCACCAGAAGUGUUAGUUCUUCCUCUCAGGUAUCCGGAAGAGAGCCGCUUACAUAUGCAGGUCAAUCUAUUUUCUAUGGUGGUUCCCCUGUGGAUGAACAGUUGAGCAGAGGGACAAGAACUGGCAACUCACUGCCUUCCGAUCCUGAGAGAGGUUCCACGUCAAGUUACUAUCGGCAGGGUAGAUCACAACGAGGUGGCCAGCUUCCAGUGUUUGUUCCAAGUGAUUCCCAGCACCACCAAUUUUCUUCUACACUGCGAUGA